AUGAGCAGGCGCAGAAUAUUGCUAACCACGCUCCUCGCCGUAUUCUUCGCCUUCCUGGCUAUGCUCUACAGCCGAAUCAUCAACCCGCACAUUUUCCGAUCCCCAUCCUCGUUUUUCCCAUUUAGGACCCAAUCCACCACCCACAUGGCCCAGCCAUCCACCACCACCGCCUCCACCCGCGGGCCCGUCAUCGUCGUAGGGUCCGGCCUCGCGGGUCUCUGCGCCUCGUACGAGGCCCUCCGUGCCGGCGCCUCCGUACGCAUGAUCGACCGGGCCGCGAAACCAGGCGGCAACAGCAUCAAAGCCUCGUCGGGCAUCAACGGCGCCGGAUCCCGCUUCCAACAGGCGAAAGGCAUCACCGACCACUCUUUCCGGCAGGACACCAUCCGGUCGGCCGGCAAGCGGUACGCCGAGUGGGAGAAGACGCGCGAGGGCGUCGACCGCGGCGGUCUCGUGGAUCUGCUGACCGAGUCGUCGGGGAGCGCCGUCGAGUGGCUCGUCGACGAAAUCGGCGUGGAGCUCAGCGUCGUCGCCAUGCUAGGCGGCCACACGGUCGCGCGGACGCACAGAGGCGCGGGAAAACUACCGCCCGGCGCGGCGCUCGUGAGCGCGUUCCUGGCUAAACUCAAAGAAGACCCCAAUUUCGCCCUCGAGAGCGGCGCCCAAGUCACCGAGAUUACGCAGCAGGCGGACGGUGCCGUAAUAGGCGUCGAGUACACGCACCAAGGCGAGACGCACCGCCUACGCGGCCCCGUCAUGUUCGCCACCGGCGGCUUCGCCGGCGACGCCCACGGCCAAAUGGCCAAGUACCGCCCCGACCUCCGCGGUAUGCCCGCCACCGCUGAGGCCCGCCCCGGCACGCACGCGCUCCUGUCCGCCGUGGGCGCGGGCCUCGUCGACAUGGACAGCGUGCAGAUCCACCCCACCGGCUUCGUGGACCCCGCCGACCGGGGCUCCAUGUCCAAGUUUCUCGCCGCCGAGAUGCUCCGCGGCGAGGGCGGCAUCCUCCUCGGUCCCGCGGGCACGCGCUUUGUCGACGAGCUGCAGACCCGCGACCGCCUUAGCGAGGCCAUCAUGGCCCUGCCCCCGCGACGGAUGCCGGCGACGGCGCUGAUAUUCGCCAACUACGGCCACUGGUCCCUGCCCGCGGGCGAGGCCAACCGCGACCUCGAGGUCGUCGUCGGUCGCAUUACGCCCGUCGUGCAUUUUACUAUGGGCGGCGUCGCGUUCGAUGCUCGAGCCCGCGUCCUCGCGGCGACACUGGACAAACCCAUCCCCGGGCUAUUCGCGGCCGGUGAGGUUACCGGCGGCUUGCACGGAGAUAAUCGCUUGGGUGGGUCAUCGCUGCUGGAAUGUGUGGUGUAUGGGAGGAUAGCGGGGCGGGAAGCAGCCAAGUUACUCGCUUAA
Parascedosporium putredinis is the source of this 1407-nucleotide messenger RNA. The record is from the annotation of a GenBank genome assembly. NCBI's taxonomy places the organism in Eukaryota, Fungi, Ascomycota, Sordariomycetes, Microascales, Microascaceae.